CGUCGUUAGUUUUGAGACGUCAUUAAUUUUAUUGACGUCGUUAAGUUGGUUAACGACGUCGUAACAAGCCUUGAAAUCUGAUUGGUCGUUUUGUUAAACUAAGUCUUCUUUAUUGGCUGGGAAAAAGAUCCGAUUCAGGCAAAAAACGGUGCGAUUCGAGACUAAAUCACACCGAUGAGAGCCAAUCAUAUUCCAAGGAUCACCAGUGAUUUCAAAAUAGAUGUCAUUAUAUUUAAUUUUUGACGCGUCUUGGUGAUAGAUGUAGAAGCGGUUACUAGCAGUUAGAUUUUGGUACUAAAUUUUUUGGUACUAAAUUCUAAAUCUUGAAAAGGGGUGUAAAGUGCUUAGAACAGCAAUGUAUCGGCGCCAUAGAGGUUAUGUUAUUAUUAUUAUUAUUAUUAUUAUUUUCAUUUAUCAUGCCAUCAUAGCAUUUAAGAAGUCUCUAAUAUCAGUAAGAACUUAAAUUUUUUGGCGAUUUCAUAAGUUUUUAUUGCGAUUUACAGCUUAUGACGUCUGUACUUUAAACAGAGUCGUUAAGUUUGUAAACGUUUGUUAAAGUUAAAGACGCUGUUAAUUUUAAGACGUUAUUAAUUUUACUCUGGAGUAUACUUAGUAUUUUACUCAGCCAAAUAGACCCCUAACAAUACCGCGGUUCCCUCUUGAUUUUCGUAUCUAUCUUUCUCGCACCUAUUCCCCCAGAUAUGUUGUAAGCCAGAAACAUGACGUAACUGGCAGCUAUCUCUGUUUUUAAGACAUUAAGGUCUGGAUACACCAAUAAAUGAAUUAAGGCCCUCCUGAAAAAGAUUCUAGGGUUCGAUUCUACAGUACUUCCUUUCCCAGUUGUCAAUUCGUUCUCUUAGCGCGCGCGACAAAAUUGACGCGCGCGACAUUAAGAUAAACGUCACAUUCAGGAAUGACUCGUCAUAAAGGAAAACCGGAUCAUCAAUUGGAAAGCAUCGUUUGCAGAGAAGAGACGUGUUGCACGUUUGACCGAAGAAAAAUAAUCAGCUUUUAGAGGUUACUAGAGUUGUUGCUUCGAAUAUUGGUUGACAAGGAUUUUUUUGCCCUAUACAAGGUGAGGAAACGAACAGUACAUUUGUGAUUAAAAGUAGAAAUGAUCAGAUCUUUCAUUGCUCAUUCGCUGGAAGUUUGUACUCAAAGGAGCGAGUUUUUUUUUACCACAGGAGGGAUGAAAGUUACGAUCGUUUUAAUCUGUUUUUUGUUGGCAACGGCAAGUCCCACUGGAGAGCGGAGUGCUAAGUUCAGCCACUCCCUACCCAGUCACGCUAGGUAUCUGACGCAUCUGACAACAGCCAGUGAUUUCCUGUUUCCUACAAUAUUUACUGUUUUUGGAAGUCUUCUGGCAUUGUCACUGGUAGCAGUACACACAAAAAGUUAUGUUUGGCUUCGAAAUGACAAAGUUGAGAAGAAUGGCGCCCGUUUGGAUUUCUCACCUGGUCCCGUUACCCCUCUUUACGUCCAUCGUGUCACGCAAGAAAGAAUGCAAUCAGCCGCUAAACGCCCUGUCACACAAGUCAAUAGGCUCCCAGCGAGCUCAGCGAGCACUGUUAAGGAGGCUACUGAAGGUGACGGUCAUGAACUGUGGAAGAAACGGCGACAAAUGCUGCGCGAGAAAAGAAAAGAGAGACGUGCAAAGGGACCGCUCAUUGAUCCCGAGGUACUGAAAAGAAUCAACCAGGAGUGGCAGUUGAUUUACGGGUUCACAAACAGAGAUCUAUUCCACAUUGAAAACGAGUUAGAAAAUACGGUUGCCAAGAUUCGCUCUGUUUAUUCUAAGAAAGACAAGGCUAUCAAAUUUGACGAUUCCGUUCACGUUAUGUUUGUCGAGAAAGAAAACAAAGGACGUCGGGUGAAGAGAUCGCGAAAAAUGGAAAAACAUGCCACGAAAUGUGACACAGAAUCUCAUUCAGCAGCUUAUAUUCAGUUUAUUGUUUGAGGACUGCAGAUAAGACAAAUAAAUAUAUAUAAAUUGUAUAUUUACAAUAACUCUACCAUUUUAAUUGUAGAAUCAGACACAAUAAAACUUAGAUGUGACUUCAA
Pocillopora damicornis (cauliflower coral) is the source of this 2061-nucleotide messenger RNA. RefSeq lists its product as uncharacterized. The record is from RefSeq and is a predicted model, not a curated record. Lineage: Eukaryota; Metazoa; Cnidaria; Anthozoa; Scleractinia; Pocilloporidae.